AUGACCAGCCCAGCGCUAGGAGAACCCCUCGCAUGCCCUAUUAGGAAUUCCACGCGACCCCAGGAUGACUUGCUCGGUUACCAGUCACCAACACUCGUUCAGAACAAAGCUGUUGCCCAACCCACAAGAGACGGAGCUACAAGAGGCCCAAGAGUAAGAACAGCCGUCACGGCCCAGCCGCCCGCGAUCUCGCGGGGAAUCUGUGCCCGCAUCGCUCAGUGGCUGUGGCCUCCUGGCGGGUGGGGCCCUUCAUGCAAAUCCACCGGACUUGGAUCUGCUCAGUGCGUUGGCUCUGGCACGAGUUCCCAUCAAUCAGCAUCAGCAUCAGCAUCGCGCCCGCAGCUACACAUCCAGCCCGCCGCAAGUGCCUCGCUGGACUGCAAGGCGUGUCGUGAGUGGAACGUGGUAUGCGAUCAAGCCAGGCCGCAGUGUGAACACUGCUAUGAACAGCAAAUCCUCUGCUUCUAUGUCAGUCCCAGCCAGAAUCCGAAGCGCAAGGCGAGGAGGCGUACGGAAAACAUAGCCGGGGGCGGGGAAGUGGAAGUGGCGGGCAUCUCAGAGGGGCGUGCGCAUCCGUUCUGA
Messenger RNA from Penicillium subrubescens, 582 nucleotides. RefSeq lists its product as uncharacterized. The transcript has 2 exons. Gene Ontology annotation, molecular function: DNA-binding transcription factor activity, RNA polymerase II-specific; zinc ion binding. Gene Ontology annotation, biological process: regulation of DNA-templated transcription. Bases 1 to 582 code for a protein of 193 amino acids. The record is from RefSeq and is a predicted model, not a curated record. Lineage: Eukaryota; Fungi; Ascomycota; Eurotiomycetes; Eurotiales; Aspergillaceae.